This is a messenger RNA of Cladocopium goreaui, 1088 nucleotides long. The record is from the annotation of a GenBank genome assembly. Lineage: Eukaryota; Dinophyceae; Suessiales; Symbiodiniaceae.
GUUGGCGGAGCAUUUGCACACGGCAGUGUUGUCUCGGCAUGGCUGCAACUUUGCGCAUGGACCGAAUGGAUUCGACCAGCCCAAAACGGGGAAGCGCUUUGAGUCCAAAGAGUCCUGGCAGUCCAUCGAGCCCUUUCAACUUGAAAUCAACUACCAGGGCCUGGAGUGCUCCGAGUCUCCGCGAUUGGACCUCUGAGUGGGACAGCGACGUCGUUCUCGCUGCUGCUCCUCGGUACAGCUUUGGCGAGAGUGGCCGAGCAGAAUUGUACACAGAUGGGAUCGUGAAGAGAAAGACUCGCAUCACCUUCCUUGACCAUGCGAGCAGAGCAAAGGCAAGUGUACCAGGUCCCGGUGCUUACAGGAGCUUGCGGCUUGGGGAUCCUGAACCAUCCAAGGAUGUAGGGCAUUUUGACAAGAGCUUCUCCCUGGGAAAGCUGCGAGACAGGAAAAUCCCCACUGGACUUGUUGGUCAUAGCGACCGGAUCGCAAGUCACACAACUUUGAAAAAGGUGGAUGAACGAAACAGGAUCCUUUUGCCGUCGUCAUUCCAGACGCCUGGUCCUGGUGCGUACACAGCUUACACAAGCUUCGGCUCCCCAUCCGGCCCUACUCGAAAGCGUUUUUUGGCAACCAAUAGAGGAGACAACGUUGGCCGCGCGCGAUCCGCUGAGAAGUUUCAUCGGCAUUCCGAAAGGUGAAAUCUUGCAGGAAGCCAAUCAAGCCGUGCUCCAAGUGAGGAUUUUCUGCAAACAUUUUUCAAGGUGAAAAGCUACAUCGAAAGAUGCCGUGUGAUUUUUCAUGGUGCCAAGGAUGGUUUCCAAAUCUCUUCAAUAUUUCAAUGUUGCUUCAAACUUGGAAUUGCUGCUUCAUGUCUCUUUCUAAUUUGCAGAAGCACUUCCGUGCGGCGACAGUGUUUUAUAGUUAACGCUUCUCAUUUUCAUGCGGCAGAGCAUCGAACACUGGGCUGCCGAUUGAGCUGGUGGAAGCCCAGUCUUCAUGAUCUUCAAAGCCGCUUUAUGUAUAUAGAAGCCCAAAGGGCAACGUGUAUCCAGUGUAUCCUGUGACAUUAUGCUUUCAAAUGGAACAAA